This is a messenger RNA of Paramuricea clavata, 211 nucleotides long. NCBI's taxonomy places the organism in Eukaryota, Metazoa, Cnidaria, Anthozoa, Malacalcyonacea, Plexauridae. The record is from the annotation of a GenBank genome assembly.
AUGCAGAUCAAAAGAGCUGAAGCUAAACAAGAAGAAAUUCAAGCACCGGUACUGUACAAGCUUGAUGUAACCCACUUUGGUCACGUUAUCAGUAAAGAUAGAAUUUCGACAUGCCUAAGCCUGUUGAUGUGCAACAGACUUGGUGCAUACUGUAGUCAACAACCAGUCCAAGUUCAUUCCACAGCCAAGCACCAUCGCAAACCUCUACGAC